This is a messenger RNA of Phymastichus coffea, 4988 nucleotides long. It is a transcript of the gene Upf1, whose product is annotated as regulator of nonsense transcripts 1. Gene Ontology annotation, cellular component: cytoplasm. The transcript is spliced from 12 exons. Bases 45 to 3413 code for a protein of 1122 amino acids. Lineage: Eukaryota; Metazoa; Arthropoda; Insecta; Hymenoptera; Eulophidae. Gene Ontology annotation, biological process: nuclear-transcribed mRNA catabolic process, nonsense-mediated decay. Gene Ontology annotation, molecular function: hydrolase activity; RNA binding; RNA helicase activity. The record is from RefSeq and is a predicted model, not a curated record.
UAGACCUCCGUCGAAGCAGCAGCAGCAGUGCAUGCAUCAUAAAGAUGAGCGUGGACGCGUAUGGGCCGAGUAGCCAAACGCUCACCUUCCUGGACACCGAGGAAGCUGAUCUCAUCGGAGCGGAUACCCAGGGCAGCGAAUUUGACUUCACUGACUUUACACUACCGUCGCCCAGCCAGACCCAAGCGUCUCAGCAUGAUCAAGCCCAAGCCAAUCAACAGAGCCAACCCGUCCAGAUUAAUGGAUCAGUUGGUCCAUCAGCAUUGGACCUGAAAAUAUCUGGUGCAGCUCACAAUUUAGCAGAACUUCAAUUUGAAGAAGAAGAAGAAGAAGCUUAUUAUAAUCGAGAUCUACCAGAGCAUGCUUGUAAAUAUUGUGGUAUCCAUGAAGCAUCUUGUGUGGUAAUGUGUAACGUUUGUCGUAAGUGGUUCUGUAAUGGCAGAGGCAAUACAUCUGGAUCUCACAUUAUCAAUCACUUAGUUCGUGCUAAGCAUAAAGAAGUUACUUUGCACAGGGAUGGACCUUUAGGAGAAACUAUAUUGGAAUGUUACUCAUGUGCAGUGAGGAACGUUUUCGUUCUUGGUUUUAUACCAGCAAAAGCAGAUUCGGUAGUAGUUUUAUUAUGUCGUCAACCAUGUGCAGCGCAAAGCUCUUUAAAAGACAUGAAUUGGGAUCAAGAACAAUGGAAGCCUUUGAUAGAAGACCGUAGUUUUCUCUCGUGGCUCGUAAAAAUACCGUCAGAACAAGAGCAGCUUCGAGCCCGUCAAAUCUCAGCCCAACAAAUAAAUAAGCUUGAGGAGUUGUGGCGUGAUAAUGUUGACGCCACUUUCCAAGAUCUUGAGAAGCCUGGUGUAGACGAGGAACCACAACAAGUGUUACUUCGUUACGAAGACGGCUAUCAAUAUCAGAAUAUAUUUGGACCACUUGUGAAACUCGAGGCGGAUUACGAUAAGCGUUUGAAAGAAUCGCAGACACAGGAAAAUAUCGAAGUACGUUGGGACGUAGGUUUGAAUAAGAAGACGAUAGCAUAUUUCAUGCUAGCGAAAACUGACGGAGAUAUGAAACUUAUGCACGGUGACGAAUUGAGACUGAGAUAUCUAGGUGAAUUACAUAAACCUUGGUCGGGUAUCGGUCACGUCAUUAAAAUUCCCGAUAAUUAUGGCGAAGAAGUUGGUAUUGAGCUGAAGAAUAAUUCGGGCGCACCCAUUGAAUGUACCAGCAACUUUGUAGUUGAUUUUAUUUGGAAGAGUACUAGUUUUGAUCGAAUGCAACUGGCACUGCGUAAAUUCGCAGUUGACGACAGCUCAGUCUCGGCCUACAUUUACCAUCGACUCCUCGGUCACGAAGUCGAAGAGGUGCUUUUCCGUUGUCACUUGCCCAAGCACUUUAGCGCACCGAACUUGCCUGAUCUCAAUCGUUCGCAAGUCUAUGCCGUAAAACAUGCAAUUCAACGUCCUUUGUCCCUUAUUCAAGGACCUCCAGGAACUGGUAAAACCGUCACCAGUGCCACUAUUGUUUACCAACUUGUUAAGCAAAACGGUGGCCCAGUUCUUGUUUGUGCACCGUCCAAUACUGCUGUCGAUCAGCUCACUGAGAAGAUUCACAAGAGUAAUUUAAAAGUGGUGAGAUUGUGUGCCAAGUCGAGGGAAGCUAUCGAUUCGCCAGUUAGUUUUCUGGCUCUGCACAAUCAGAUUAAGAAUAUGGAAACUAAUACGGAACUACAGAAGCUUCAACAAUUGAAAGAUGAAACUGGAGAGUUGUCUAGUAUAGAUGAAAAGAGAUACAGACUUUUGAAAAAGGCAGCUGAAAAGGAAUUACUCGAAGCAGCCGAUGUAAUUUGUUGUACAUGCGUGGGUGCAGGUGAUCCUCGCUUGCACCGGUUGAAAUUUCACUCCAUUUUGAUCGAUGAGAGUAUGCAAGCUACAGAGCCCGAAUGUAUGGUGCCGGUAGUGCUGGGAGCCAAGCAGCUUAUCCUUGUGGGUGAUCACUGCCAGCUUGGACCCGUGGUCAUGUGUAAAAAAGCCGCGCGUGCCGGACUCUCGCAAUCGCUCUUUGAAAGACUCGUUGUACUUGGAAUUCGACCGUUUAGGCUUGAAGUGCAAUAUCGUAUGCAUCCAGAUUUAUCGAGAUUCCCAUCGAACUUUUUUUACGAAGGUUCGCUGCAAAAUGGUGUAUGCGCAGACGAGCGUAAGCUUGUGAAAAUCGACUUCCCUUGGCCAGUACCCGAUAAGCCUAUGUUCUUCUACGUAACUCAAGGACAAGAGGAAAUCGCUGGCAGCGGUACAUCUUACUUGAAUAGAACUGAAGCAUCGAAUGUAGAGAAGAUCACGACGCGUUUCUUACGUUGUGGAGUGAAACCUGAACAAAUCGGUGUUAUCACCCCUUACGAGGGUCAACGUGCUUAUCUUGUACAGUACAUGCAGUAUCAAGGAUCUCUACAUUCGCAGCUAUACCAGGAAAUUGAAGUAGCCAGUGUUGAUGCCUUCCAGGGUAGAGAAAAGGAUAUCAUUAUUAUGUCGUGUGUAAGGUCUAAUGAACACCAGGGGAUAGGUUUCUUAAACGAUCCAAGAAGAUUGAAUGUAGCCUUAACUAGAGCGAAGUACGGGAUCAUCAUCGUUGGAAAUCCAAAAGUGUUGUCGAAGCAGCCUCUUUGGAACCAUUUGCUGAGCUUCUAUAAGGAACAAAAAGUGCUGGUUGAAGGCCCAUUGAAUAAUCUUAAAGAAUCGAUGAUACAAUUUGCCAAACCAAAGAAACUUGUGAACGCCGCCAAUCCAGGAUCGCACUUCAUGUCUACCUCCAUGUAUGAUGCCAGGGAAGCUAUUAUUCCUGGUUCCGUUUACGACAGAUCUGGUGCUCAAGUAAAUGGCGCACAAGCACACAAUCCUUAUUAUCAGCGAAACGUACCAAUUGAUAUCUUCAGUCGUACUCACGACACCAUCAGUUACAUCAGUCCUGAGCGAGCACAAGCAGCUAUGAACAAUGUACCCGUACCUGUAGGUAUGUUCAUGAACAUGGCACACGUUCCACCACGGUUCUAUAAUCAACACCAGCAGGCAUUGCAAGCUCGACAGAACCAACGUAUGCGACGUGGUAAUAACAUGAAAGGUAACAAAGUUAGCGGAGGACCACGUCUUGGUAAACUUAGUCAAUCAGAUCAGAACACGCAACCAUACAGCCAGCCAGGAUUGCCACUGACUCAAGGUACAACACAAGGUAUGUCACAGCCUGGUUUCAGUCUGUCUCAGCCAGGAUUGUCGCAAGCUGAGCUGUCACAAGACUCGUUUGCCGUCGGAGAAUUUCAGUCGCAGAUGGACGGUUUGCUGUCCCAAGACUCGACUUAUCAAGGAGACCGUAGUGGUUUCUAUCAGUCCGGGCAAUCGCAAAUAGGAGGCCAGUUCUCCCAACCGUAUUGAGCUAAUUCAAUGUGGCUAAGCAAUGCAUUCGCCAUGCAACAGCGUCGCGGGAGCGACUGAGAAAGCUCGAGAUAGUUUCGAGAUCAAAUCUUCAUCGACAAGCAAACGGAUAAAACAAAAUAACAAUCAAAUCACUCUGUAACUGCGCGCGAGAAACGGUAAAUAUGAUCCAAACCAAAACUCUACGUGAGAGGGAGUUCCAUACACGUAAACACGUUUUGCGAGUUUGUAAAAAAAACAAACGAAAAAAGACGUCAACUAAUGUUUUGGACAUUUCUCUUGUUUGAAACAAAAACAAACAGAAAAAGAGACGAGGUUUUUUAACAGUAAUGACGAGAUAUAAAACAAUCGUCUAAAAUAAAAAAAAAUAAGAAAUACAAAAAAUAGGAAAAACAGUAAUAAAUACAGAAGGGAAAAUAUGUUUUUUCUUGUGGAUUCUCUCUCGGUCUCUAUUUGACUCGAUGAGAAAAUUGGAGACAAGGGUAAGGGAUUAAUCACCGUUUCACAUAGCGGAGUUGAUACUGGGAUUAGAAACGAAACGUUUUUAAACUAAGUAAGGGAAAAAACAAAUGACGGAUAAUGAUUCAAUGUUAAUAUGACACUGGUUACGCGCGUUAACAAAUGUUCAUAAUAGAAGCCUAAAAGAAAAUUUUAAGAUCGAGGAUUUCUUUAAGCUUGUGAAGUUAAAUUGAACAAUGACGGAAUAAUUUUGAGGAACUUCGUUUAAUCAAAUACGUGAGAACGAAAAAUAUAUCUUCAGCCUCACAUCUAACAAGAAAGAUUACAUUUAUCAUACCGAGCAGUAAAAUUUUAUUGUGUUACCCAUUCAUGAUACUAAAUUUUUCUAUCGUUUCCUUUUUAAAACAUUUUUCUUGUUAUCUAUGUAAAAUUAUAUUUCAGAAUGACAUUACCUAAUAACGAAGUUUUGAAUUAUAAAAAUAAUAGUCUUGAUAUAUAUACGUGUAGUAUUUUUUCUUAUUGGACGAAAUCAUGAGCUCAAGAUAUUUUUUUAAAUUAUUCCUUCAUUUGAGAAAAUAAAAAUCAAUAAAAUAAAAAUUAUACGUUAGUUGAAAAAAAAGUAAAAAAAAAAUAAGAAAGUUUUAUAUUUUUGGUUUUACUAUUCUACUUUAUUAAUAUCGCUAGUUUCACUGGAUAAAUAAAAUAUUUUUUAAUCUAGUGAGUUAUUAAAAACAAUCUAAGUUAUUUCUUUGUAUUCAAUAGGAGAUACAAAUUAAAGAAUUUUGCUCUUAUUUCUGUAAAUCUGCUUGGUUACACGUAUGAAAUGACAUUUCUCUAUUACUGUUCAAACCUUGGAAUGCGUUAAUUUUACGUACAAUCUAAAUGUUAGGUAUUAUCUAAAUCACACACAGAAAAAAAAUUUUGCGCAGAUGUUGUCAAGCCUAAAAUUAUUGGUUUUCUGUUUUUAUUUAAAUGAUGAACUAAACAUUACUAUAUGCAGAUUGUACAAAAUUUUGAAAAAUUUAUUGUAAUCUCUUGUACCAAUAAAUUUAAUUUGAGACUCUAACGAUAAUGUUAAUUUUUUAUUUUAAUAAAUUUUUAAUAAUUAUAAUCGAA